This is a messenger RNA of Closterium sp. NIES-65, 1596 nucleotides long. The record is from the annotation of a GenBank genome assembly. NCBI's taxonomy places the organism in Eukaryota, Viridiplantae, Streptophyta, Zygnematophyceae, Desmidiales, Closteriaceae.
AUGUGGCCACCCGCGGGAAGGUGUGAAUGGCCACCCAUGAUGGAGGGUGAUGGGGCGCAGGGCGGAUGGCGGGGUUUUACCGUAAACUCGCGAUAUUACCGGGAUUUUUAUUCUGUGCGCGCGCGUGCGCUGGUGUGGGUGGCGGCUAUUGCGCUUCUUGCGCACGUCUGUAGCGCAGUUCGACUACAAGCGUCCCAAGCGGCAGUGCUGCAGGAGUGUGCGGUGGCGUGGAACAGAACCUUCAGCGGGUGGACGGCAGGCGGGGACUGCUGGCUAGCUGAGAAGAUCGAUGACCUCUCUAUGAAUAAUCUCUCUGGGUCCAUUCCCUCUUUCAUCUCGCGACUCUCUCAACUCUUUUACCUGAACAUUGAAGACAACAGUUUCUUCGAGCCCAUUCCCUCCACCAUCGGGGCUCUCAAGAACCUCAAAACCCUGAUGUUAGCAAAUACUGGCUUUUCAGGAACCAUCCCCUCCACCAUCUCCGGCCUCUCCGCUCUUACCGUCUUCCGAUUGUCCAACACUCACCUCAGUGGCACAAUCCCGAGUACUAUUGGUCGGCUUGCCAGCCUCGAGUACAUGACCAUCGCCAACACCAACUUGUCUGGCUCGCUGCCAGCCUCCCUUGGUGCUCUCCCCAAACUCAACAAAGUAUUCACCAAUGCAGGGGUGACAUGCGGCAGGGCUGGCAGCAGCUGUGAGAUUCAGCAGAACGCCUCCUCCUUCUUCUGCCGGGUCCUCUGCUUUGAGUUCUGUGCCUCCUGCAUCCCUCUCAACGGCCAACGCUGCCACCCUCCUCCCCCUCCUCCCUUCUCACCUCCUCUCCCUCCCAGCCUCGCUCUCAUGAGCCCCCCUCCUCCUCCUCCUCCUCCUCCUCCUCCUCCUCCUCCUCCUCCUCCUCCUCCUCUGUCUGUCAUCUCCUCUCCACUCGCCCCUCCUCCUGCUCCACCACCCUCCACCGGUUUGCCAACCUCUGCAAUCGUGGGAAUAUCUGUGGGAGCGUUUUUUCUUGUGGCUGCUGCUGUUGUGGCGGCUGCAUAUGUGCACCGGGCAGCCCAAGGAUCGAAGCUACAGCCUCUAGCUGCCACAGCAACUCGUGUCUUCAGCAGUCGCUCCUGCUGUCCCAAGUUCCCCGUGUCUCUCGUGGCACAAGCAACGGGUGGGUGGAGUGACGAUAGCAGGGUGCAGGGGCAGGGGUGGAGCAGCAGCAGCAGUGGAGGGCAGAGGUACAAGGCACUGAGUCUUGUGAAUGAGCGCCAGGUGUGGUUCGUGGUGAGGCGCAGUAACGAGGAGCUUUCCGCCAACUUCCAGAAAGAGGUGGCCAAGCUUUGGUCCAUCCGCCAUACCAACGUGCAGCAACUGCUGGGGCAUUGCUGGGAGAAGCGUGACACUGUGCUAGUGUUUGAGUGGGUGCCAGGAGGCAAUCUGCACAGCCGCCUCGUUGCAGGUACGUCCACUCGUGGUCCCUCUCCCACCGCAUUCUCCUUCACCUCUGCUCCUCUCUGCCCCCAUCCUCCUCCGGAUCACCACUUACUUCCUCCCCAAUCUGCCGUGCAGAGGGCGGCACCCCUCUGUCGGUGUGGCAGUGCCUGGAUGUGA